AUGAAGGAAGCUUCCUCUGAACCACCCAAUAUAGAUGGCAGUCGCUCUGUUGCACAACCCACAGCGCCCACUGCUCAGGGCUUGAGUGAGCAACCUCGACUCCAAGAAUUCGACGAGAAGAAGACUCGAUUGGAUAAUCAAAAUGGACGCAAGACCAAGUCUCUGCACAAGAUCCCCUCUGCCGGCGGUGUCUCGUCUCCUGCUGCAGGCUCGGGGUCUGUCCUAGAAGCUCCCAGCAAGGCCGAAGAGCCUGCACAAGGAGAAACCCCAAGCACAACUAGCAAAAAUGCUGGUUUUUUUGCCGAGCUGAAGCGUAGUGUUAGAAUCGUCAUCACUUACAGCUGGCUCAAUGUUUUUAUGGUAUUUGUCCCCGUGGGCAUUGCCGUAUCUCAGGUUCCUGGCGUCCCUGCAGGUCUUAUUUUUGGUAUGAAUGCUAUUGCAAUCAUUCCUCUUGCUGGACUCUUGGCAUUCGCUACCGAAUCUGUUGCUCUCAAAAUGGGAGAUGCCCUUGGCGCGUUGUUGAAUGUUACCUUUGGCAAUGCCGUCGAGUUGAUCAUUUUUAUUCUCGCUCUGGUCAAGAACGAAAUCCGCGUUGUCUACAACAGUACUGUUACGCAGAUGAGCGCUUGUCUGCUCAGUCUGAGUGUUAUCAGCCUGGUUUUGCCGACUGCUUUCCACGCCUCAUUCAAGGAUAACGACAAGGCAGACCGAGAGUCGCUCAAAAUCAGUCGCGGAACCAGCGUGGUCCUUCUGAUCGUAUAUGUCAUUUACCUUACAUUCCAGCUCAAAUCACAUGCAUACAUGUACGAAUCUACCCCUCAGCACAUUAUUGAUGCUGAGUUGGCACCUGGACCUGCUGCUGGCUUCCUGGAUUCGUCCAGCUCUGAUGACAGCUCAUCCUCGAGUUCGGACUCAUCUGACUCGGACUCGUCUCACGGAACUAUGAGAAAGAGAAUGAAGAAGGUUCUUCGUAACAGACGACACCGAAGAUCUAGCGCUGCUUCCGCCGACACCGCUGAUACCAAGGGAACCCGGUCCGCUUCAUUUGCAACCAACAACACCACCACGCCACAGGAAGAAGUUUCUGAGGCAAAAGCAUCACGUCAGCGAGUUCCUCGUUCAGCUUCUUAUGAAGGAAGUGAGCAUGCCGUUGAUGAUGACGACGAGGAAGAGGCAGAGCGCUCCCACAGACGCCGACGUUAUCGCCGACACAGGCAUCGCAGAAGCAAGAAGGAGGCCCGCAAAGCUAAGAAGGAAGCCAAAAACGCCCAAUCCCAGAAUGGUGUACCGGAAAGCAUACCUGAAAAUAAGGGUGAAGGAGAGCCUCGCCGUGUGGAUUUUGCAGUACAGGACGACCUUGAAGCCGGUCCUUCAACCAAUGGAGGCAAACGACCAUUCCCCCUAAGAGGAAUUUCUGUCAAGGCUCUGGCUCCCGUUUUCACUGAGAAGCCUCCCACGGCUUCUGGCCCAGCUCCCCAUGUCCGUUACGGCAUUCGACGUACCAAUUCUCUCCCUGAUCGUUUACAGUUCCGAGCUCCUGGCGCAAUGUUGCCCGCUCAGAUCCCACCCAUGUUGAAUGCUCCCGGUGUGAAGUCCACCGACAGUGAUGAGGAGGAUGAAGAGGAACACCUUUCCCAAUUUUCCGCUGUCAUCCUUCUCCUUGUUUCCACGGCCCUGGUUGCAGUCUGUGCCGAAUUUCUUGUCGACUCAAUUCAGGAGGUCGUUAAAACUUCUCACAUCAACCAGGUCGGAAUCGGUCUGAUCAUUCUUCCCAUCGUCGGUAACGCUGCUGAGCACGUCACCGCUAUUAAGGUGGCUUACAAGAACAACAUGGAUCUCGCUAUUGGUGUUGCUGUAGGAAGUUCUAUUCAAAUUGCUCUUCUCCUCACUCCUUUCAUGGUGAUCCUGGGAUGGAUCAUGAACAAGGAGAUGACGUUGUACUUUACGCUUUUCGAGACCGUGUGUCUCUUUGUAUCGGCCUUCAUUGUCAACUUUCUUGUAUUGGACGGCAGAAGCAAUUACCUAGAAGGUGCCCUGCUCUGCGCGGUGUACAUCAUUAUCGCCGUUGUGGCUUUCUUUUAUCCUGACUCAGAGGAUGCAAGCGUCUGGGGAGGAGGUACUUAG
Messenger RNA from Fusarium graminearum PH-1, 2124 nucleotides. RefSeq lists its product as uncharacterized. Lineage: Eukaryota; Fungi; Ascomycota; Sordariomycetes; Hypocreales; Nectriaceae. The record is from RefSeq and is a predicted model, not a curated record. The transcript has 4 exons. Gene Ontology annotation, molecular function: calcium:proton antiporter activity. The coding region runs from base 1 to 2124 and encodes 707 amino acids. Gene Ontology annotation, biological process: intracellular calcium ion homeostasis; calcium ion transmembrane transport. Gene Ontology annotation, cellular component: fungal-type vacuole membrane.